AUGGCGCCGCUUCCUGGGUCCAUCUUCUCGAGCUGGACGCCCUCGCCGACGAGCUCUGCGUCAAGCCGCCGCCGCGCCUCCUCGGACCCGCCGCCUCAAGAAGCGACCACCCUCGGCCCUUUGUCCUCGCCGUCCUCGCCAACCUCUGCCCUCGACGAGCAGCACCUCGGCCGCACCCUGCACCCGACCUUCGACGCGCAACACAGCCGGUCGACACCCUCAGCAGCCGACGAGCACGCGCCUCGCUCGGUGUCCGACCAUCCGCCGGCCUCGUCCCCGACCACGACGACGACGCCCACCUCCUCGUCCAGCUACCGCGACAUGCCGUUCCCGUUCCUGCGCCGCGCCAACAGCGUCACGUCGCUCCCGGUCCUCCCUCCCGUCGUCGACUCGACCUCGUCCCUCUCCCUCUUCCCCUUCGCCAAGUCGCGCAAGCUCCUCGCCAACCCGGCCGCCGCCGCCUCGACGAGUGACCUCCCCUCCCUGUCCGCCUCGCCCUCGCCCUCGUUCGACACGCCGACCCGCCCUCGCUCGCCGACGCCGCUCUCGGCCCCGCCGGCUACAGCCGCCGCCGCGCCGACUCGCCCAGCUCGCGCCCUCGAGCGCGGCACGAGCGCCGCCAUCGGGCCCAAGGCGGGCGCCAGGCUCCUCGCGAGCAAGGAGGCGCAACGCGCCGUGCGCGACGCCGAGCUCGUCGCGGCGACGGCCGCAGUCGGCGGCGACGAGUUGAGCAUCCGCGAGCAGCUCGCGACCCCGGGCCAGCCGGUCGGCUCGUCGGCCGAGCGUCUCGUGCGUCGCGUGCCGGUCCCGGAGCUCGUCGACGGCGCCGAGCCGCAGUCGAGCCCGUCGCACGAGGACGCGACGCCUCGCCGCCGCCGACCGAGCCUUCCUCCCGCCGCCGACGACGGCCGCCGCCCGGUCGCGAGCGCUGUCACGUCCAAGGACAAUGUCGUCUCGCCGACUCGCUCGUCUCGUCGUCCACCUGUCGCCGGGCUCAACAGCGGCGCCGAGCCGGGUCGUUCGACGGCGCCGAGGCAGCGCAGCUCGAGCACGGGCUCGACGUCGAGUUUGAGCAAGGACGCUGUCCUCGGCCAGCUCGCCGAGGCGGUAAGGCGCGAGAAGAAGAAGAGCGAGAUGUACCAGCGCGAGUUUGAGCGAGGCGAACAAGAGUUGUCCGAGAUCGCCCUCAACCUCGACGUCCUCAAGGAGAAGUUCGCCACCUCGCUCGCCCAGCAAGAGCAGGUCAUCGCCAACCUCGAGACCGAGAUCGACGAGCUCGAGUCGGAGCUUGAGCGCGCCAAUGACCUUGACGAGGAGGCUGCUCGCGAGUACCUCGACCUCCUCACGGCCUCUACUUCGAUCGAGACGCUCAAGAGCAAGGCCCCCGUCGUUGGCGCGUUCGACCUCGACGCCCUGCGCUCGUCGGCCCCGCCAGGACCAGCCUCGGCCGGCGACUCGUCUGCCGCCGCCGACAAGCCUCGGCGCCUCCCGUUCACCUUCCGCCGUGGCCUCAGCCUCAAGCGUCGCGUCGACACGCACGUCGCCGCCUACGACACGGUCGCGAGCAAUGCGCCGCUGCCCAAGCCGCCUCUGCGGCGCGCGUCGGUUCCUCCUCCCGCUUCGACCUCGACGCCGACCGACUCGAGCGGCGCCAUCCCUCGCCGUCCGCGCAAGCUCAGCAAGUCGCGCACGACGCCGUCUAUCCCGACCGUCGGCUCGCCCGCCGCCGCCGCCGGUUUUGCGCCGAGCGGUCGCCCGCCGCUCCCUCCUCCCGCGCCCGUCUUCCCCGCCGUCGCCUCUCCGACCCUCCCGACCAACGCUCGCCCUCGUCCACCGCGCGUGUCGCCUCCUCGCCUCGUGCAACCCGCACGCGCCGCACCGCCCGUCGCGGGCGUCUCGCGCUCGCGCCUCUUCGGCGGCUCGAGCCGCAGCCAGGCCCAGGGCAGCCUCACGGACGGCGAGCGCGAGGACGGCGGCGUCAAGGGCAAGGCCGACCCGUCGUCUCCGGUCUCGGCCGGGCGCGAGGGCGGCACGAUGAGGGCGAGGAAGAGGACGAACAGCUUCAAGAAGGGCGUGCAGGGGACGAUGAGAAUGCUCUUUCCGGCGCACAACGCGACGAGGGCGGGCGGUCGCGCGUCGUCGCCGCCGGGCGAGAGCGUCCAGCAGUGGCUGCAGCGCGGUCGCGAGACGCAGGAGCUGCACCGAUAG
This is a messenger RNA of Rhodotorula graminis WP1, 2208 nucleotides long. RefSeq lists its product as uncharacterized. The record is from RefSeq and is a predicted model, not a curated record. NCBI's taxonomy places the organism in Eukaryota, Fungi, Basidiomycota, Microbotryomycetes, Sporidiobolales, Sporidiobolaceae. The transcript has 5 exons. The coding region runs from base 1 to 2208 and encodes 735 amino acids.